Messenger RNA from Misgurnus anguillicaudatus (oriental weatherfish), 4289 nucleotides. Its product is annotated as BEN domain-containing protein 4. Lineage: Eukaryota; Metazoa; Chordata; Actinopteri; Cypriniformes; Cobitidae. Gene Ontology annotation, molecular function: DNA binding. The record is from RefSeq and is a predicted model, not a curated record.
CUACUAUAAAGCCUAUUCAAUAUAGCUUAUAGUUUACUAUGAUAAAAAUAGGCUAUUUCUGCAUCUACUUCCUUUUGGCUCGGUCAGGUAUAUACUUUUAUCCAUUUCUGUAUUUCCACCUCAGGAUAACAAGAGAUAAACAAACACGAAGAAACAUGGCCAUGCAAGAAAACAUGGAGGGAUCGCGCACACCUCAUCUGACACUCCCACGGAUGAGAGAAGAAGCCACACGCUCGCCGCGAGCGCGCGCCUUCGCCGCCGGUAUUCCCCUGUUGGUAGAAUGUAGCCAGCGCGUGCCGUUACCGCCAGGGGAUUGGAGCAAUGACUUGUCAGUAAAGUCACCCACCCUCUGACUAUCUCACACUGAGUUACAAGUGUUUGAGACACGGAGCAAGGCGGCAAGACACGGGGAUAACUGAUUUAACCAGACCGGACAGACAGACACCUGAAGCGACGUGAGAAAGUCCAGUAGAGGAGAGGAGAUGGACGAGGAGAUGCUCCCGGCAGACGAGGGUCUCUCCGCGCCCAAAAUCUGUAGACAGCAGCAGCAGCGGAGCCCGUACAGCUCUCUCAAGACCUUCCCGAGCAAACGCACGGCGGGGAGGGCGAGAUAUGACAGACCCACAAUGGUGGACAUCCCGCAGCUUGGAGACCAUCACCUCAGUCAACAUCAGCAGCAGCAGUAUUCACAGCGCAUGCCGCUUCAGCAAACCUCCCUGUCUAUCAGCAGCAGUCAUCAGCACCGUCUCCCAUGCGAGAUCAGGCCCGCCAGCAGAGUCGCGACAUCCAGCGCGGCAUCAUCAGCGGGCAGCGCCACAGCAGCGGUAUCAGCAUCAUUUGGCAGCCAGAGAAGAGUCGCCGGCCAGGAGUCCAGCAGAUACCCGCCGGGUCGCCAUCAAUCUCCGGACUGCACUUAUGGAAUAAGCUCAGAAAACCGAAUGAUACUGGAUGCUUUUGCUCAGCAGUGCAGUCGAGUUCUCGGUCUUCUCAACAGUAACGGACGCCUCAUAGAGCCCCAACCUUCCCUCGCCCCUCCAUCCUCCUCCAUCUCCACUCUUAUCAAACAAGAAGAUAGCUGCCUGUCUACAGGAGACAGACCCAGUGUCAAGCCCAGAUCAGAGGAGUCGUCCCUGGAGAACACGGGUGAGGAGACGCAACAUAGGAACCAAUGGAACCAACAGCAGACGUCAGCGUUCCUACGAAUUUUCACAGAGUCGCUUCAGAGCUACCUGCUGUCUGGACCCCAGUCAUCAGACAGCGAGCGGUGUCGUCCGGUGGAUGCUGAACCAGUAGCGUCAGGCUCCCCCCGCCAGAAUUUAGGUGGCUGGGCAUCACCAUCUCCAUCAGAGUCAUACGGACACCCCUCAUCCACACUGCCCGAGGAAGAUGAAGAGGAGGAAAGUUGUUGUCCACGCUGUAUGGAGCUGGAACAGGAGGUUCUGAGUCUACAGCAGGAAAAUGAGGAACUGAGACACAAACUUGACAGCAUACCAGCUCCUUGCCAGAAUGUUCUGGAUUUCUUUAAAACUGUUCUUCAGCACUACAACCAGUUCACGCAACCCCAACCUGAUGAACAGCUAACAGAGGGCAAUAAGCAGCUUCUGGGGAACUACCCUCUGUUUAUCACCAAUAAGCAGUGGGACGAGGCAGUCAAUUCCUCGAAAAAAGAUGGCCGACGGCUGCUGCGUUACCUAAUCCGGUUUGUGUUCACGACAGAUGAGCUGAAAUACUCAUGUGGGUUAGGGAAGAGGAAACGAUCGGUACACACCGGAGAAACAGGACCGGAAAGACGACCCCUGAAUCCCGUCAAAGUAACCUGUCUUAGAGAGUUUAUCCGGAUGCACUGUGCUUCUAAUCCUGACUGGUGGAUGCCGUCUGAGGAGCAGAUAAAUAAAGUCUUCAGUGAUGCAGUGGGUCACGCGCGGCAGGGCCGGGCUGUAGGCACUUUCUUGGGCAACGGCGGCAGUGGAAGCAGCAGCUGUGGAAGUUUAUACACAGAGAGCUACGAUGGGCAAAUCUCUCAAGAUGAGCUUUACCUGAAGGGUUCACAGAAUGGCCUGGGAGACUAAAGAAACAGCAAAAACUUAACAGUCAGCCUUUAGAUCAAUGGAUCAAGAUGGGGUGAACCCAUAGAGGGAAAUUGCAAGAUUUAGACCAUGGUAAAGGUCUUUUUAGUCAAUGUUUUUGUAUGGAUGAAUCUUAUUUCUUCUAAUGUGUUUUCCUGAUUCAACAGUAAACAUUCCAGGGAGUUCACAGCUACCCACUCAUUUUGUAUUAUGUGUGGGACUCUUCUACGCUGUAUUGCUUGACUCUGUGUUAUAUGUUUAUUGGUCACUAGCAGAUUGAAUUCUGCUGGCUCGUUUUAUGGUAACAUGGACAAUAAUGGCAGUCAUAGUCUCUUGGAUCACAUUUUUCUGAUCUUUAUAGAUUUUUUUGGCUGUGGAAAAUGUCUUCAUUCCACAAAAUAUCAGGUUUAUUAUGUAUUCCAUUUCUUAUCUCAUAAAUCAUACGUCUCCACUGAUUGUGAUGAGGAGUGUGAUCCAUUAUUGUAACAUGAAUGUAUUCAUUGUUAUUUUAUUUUAUUGUAAAUAAUGAGAGCUUCCUUCAGAUUCUAUAGACAGCCUUUAAAUUAGGUGCUAAUACAAUAUCUAAUAUAAGGUUAGAUUUAAAGUGCCACACCCUAUUUAAUCAUAUGAUGUUGAAUAAUCUGUGAUGUUUAUAAAAACUGUGAUGUUGCAAAAAUCAGUUUCAUGGCGGCAGGAUAAAACAUUGGAUUAUCAACUCUGCAAUUUGUCCGUGACUAAAAAUAAAUCUGUAUGUGUGUCGGAGGCCUCCUAAAGUUAAUGUAGGCUAUGUUGUUUUCCUGAUUCGAGUUUGUCAAAACCACAAAAGCCGUAUGAUUGUUUUUGUAGAAUUAACCCUUUUUACUUUACUACACAAAAUUCUGUUUGGCCCAAAGUUGCUCAUGUGGUUUAGCUCUGUUUACUGCAUAAAGACUAUGAAAUGCCUUAAAAAAGAGACCACUAUGAAUUACAAAUACUGCCAAUUCAGAUUGUUGAUAAUCUCUUGGUAUUCCUGCUUGUUUGUUGGUUUGAAAAAACUGAUUGUUGUUCUUAAAUGCCUUAGACAAAUUAAGAUAUGCUAUAGCAGAACGUCUCUGUCUAUUAAAACUGUUCAUGCAUUCAGGUCUUUGUUAAAUGUCUGGUAAAAUUCAGUCAAAGGCAACAAUGCAUUUUCAAAGCCUUUCACGAGUUGUCUGAUGAUGGGGAAAACCCAGCAUUUAAAUCUGAGUCAUCCCAAAACUGGGAGUUUCAUAUCUUAAGAUCUGCAGCACCAUGCAUCUGCCAUCUUUAGCCCCACUGUUUCAAUAAAGCCGUGUUGUCGGUUCCGGUUUAAAUGCCAGGGAUUCCCGUUCAUUAAACUGCUGAUAAAGUGGCAUAAAGUCUUCAAAAAAAAGUUGCUUUUACUUUUGAAUACCAGACAUAUAAAAGCCUUUGUUGUAGUGAUUUGUAACCUGUUGUGAUUGUAUAUAUCGAUGGUGAUUGGAAAUUGUUAGUCUUUUAGUCUAUUUAAGGAACGUGUCAACACUGUGAAUCUCACCAAAAGUGAUGAGACUGUUUUUUCCCAUUAUUUGUUUUUCAAACAAAGAUGCAUUUAUGUAAUGUGGACACAAAUGGGAAAAGACAAUGAAACAAAAUAAGUGAUCCAGACAAUGUUGUCUGUGUUGUGAUUCAACACUAGCUUGUCUAUUAAUUCCUGACGUUGAACAAUAGAUGGCAGUAGACAACAAUAUAGCCAUUUUAAUGUCUCUGUGAAACCAGUUCAUGAAUGAGGAGGAAUCAUUAUCAUACAGUAUAUCCUGAGUACUGUGCUGUAUACAUUAUCAAAUUAUAUGCAGAAAGUACAGCAUAUUUUUUAUGUUAAAUAAUUAUAGCUCAAUACUAAAACUAUAGUAUACUUAAGUAUUUACUAAAUUGUAGUAUACUGUAGUAUAGUAAUUACUACACUCUGGUAAUACUAUUGUACUGUAGUGUAUUAACUAGAAAAUUGAUCAAUUGUAGCAAAUACUGUAAAAUAAUAAUAUUUACACUGUAAAAAUUGCUGUAAUUAUGCAGCUGGUUGCCAGUAACUUACUGUAGAAGAUAAAGACUGAAAAUGUUUUGUGUUCAUUUAACUUUGAACAAACUGUUGCCAGUAAAUAACAUAAAUGCAAAAUCUACAGUAAGUUACUGGCAGCUAGUUGCCAGUAAUACCCAGUAAUACUGUAAUUUCUACAGACAUUUUUUACA